Messenger RNA from Chaetura pelagica (chimney swift), 2286 nucleotides. RefSeq names its product TATA box binding protein (gene TBP). The transcript has 7 exons. Gene Ontology annotation, molecular function: RNA polymerase II general transcription initiation factor activity; DNA binding. The record is from RefSeq and is a predicted model, not a curated record. Bases 194 to 1102 code for a protein of 302 amino acids. Gene Ontology annotation, biological process: DNA-templated transcription initiation. Lineage: Eukaryota; Metazoa; Chordata; Aves; Apodiformes; Apodidae.
CAGGCUUUGAUUUGUACUUUAGACUCAUAACAUAUAUUUCUCUGGAGCUGAUGUUUUCCUAACACUAUCAGCUUGGCUUAAAAAGCUGUUUGGCGAGGAUGUUUUAAAGGGUUAAAAGCCCUUUAGGAUUUGAAGUUAUUUUAAAUUAAUUAAAACAAAUACUUCUGGCUUCGCUGAAGAAAUAACUGGAAUCAUGGAUCAGAACAACAGCUUGCCGCCCUAUGCUCAGGGCUUAGCCUCCCCUCAGGGUGCAAUGACUCCAGGAAUUCCAAUUUUUAGCCCAAUGAUGCCAUAUGGCACAGGACUGACACCCCAGCCUGUCCAGAGCACCAACAGUCUGUCCAUCCUAGAAGAACAGCAGCGGCAACAGCAGCAGCAACAAGCAGCACAGCAGUCUACAUCACAGCAAGCCACACAGGGAACAUCUGGUCAAACUCCCCAGCUCUUCCACUCACAGACUCUUACCACAGCCCCUUUACCAGGAACCACACCUCUGUACCCCUCCCCAAUGACUCCCAUGACUCCAAUAACUCCUGCAACACCAGCAUCUGAGAGCUCUGGGAUAGUGCCACAGCUACAGAAUAUUGUGUCCACGGUGAAUCUUGGUUGCAAACUUGACCUAAAAACGAUUGCGCUUCGUGCCCGAAAUGCUGAAUAUAAUCCCAAGCGUUUUGCUGCUGUCAUUAUGAGAAUAAGAGAACCACGCACUACUGCACUUAUAUUCAGCUCUGGAAAAAUGGUGUGCACAGGAGCAAAAAGUGAAGAGCAAUCGAGACUGGCAGCAAGGAAGUAUGCAAGAGUUGUUCAGAAACUGGGUUUUCCUGCAAAAUUUUUGGAUUUUAAAAUUCAGAACAUGGUGGGCAGUUGUGAUGUGAAGUUUCCCAUCAGAUUAGAAGGAUUGGUACUCACACACCAGCAGUUCAGCAGCUAUGAGCCAGAAUUGUUUCCUGGCUUAAUCUACAGAAUGAUCAAGCCAAGAAUUGUUCUGCUUAUUUUUGUUUCUGGAAAAGUGGUUUUAACUGGUGCUAAAGUACGAGCAGAAAUCUAUGAAGCAUUUGAAAAUAUCUAUCCUAUUUUAAAGGGAUUCAGAAAGACAACGUAACAGUUUCUACAUCUUUUGGAGAAAUCAGGGGUACAUUUUAAAAGGUUUUGUGUAUGGCACAGCAGUAACAGGAGAUGGACUAUCAGUGAAGCUGCAACACCAGAACUUGGACUAUUUCCCAGUUAGUGCCUACUUCCCUGAUGCUCAAGGGGAUCUGUGUUAUUGGUUAUGUCUACUGAGUUACUGUGAGUUGCUUUACUGGGCUGUUCCUGGAGCAGUCGCUCCCAAGUUUUAUUUAUAUUCUAGCUUUUAAAUAGUUUUAAUGCCAGUUCUAUUAAUAGAAAAUUCCUAAGUUGGUUUAAAAGACAAAUGCAACAGUGUCACUCAGUGUAUAAACCACUUAAAUUGCCAUGUAUAUAUAUGUUUUAACUUCCUUCCAUAAGACCAUGGUUUUUAUAAUUUUCAGAACUUAAGCUUUUAAUUUUUUUCAAUUUUAAAUUUCUUUGGUGCCAGACACAUUCCCUCUUUCCAGUAUUAAGCAAGACAGAAUAAAAUUAUUAAUGAAAAUGGCUCACUGUACAUAUAUAUAUAUAUAUAAAAUAUACUUUCCUUCUUCUUCCUCCUUCAGCUCCACAUGUACAAUAAACCCUGUUUAUACAAUUAUGGGAACUGUCUUUAUCAAUUUUAAAAUUACCCAGCUGCUAGAGUGAAAUACAUUGAAAGCUUUUUAAUUUAAUUGGAUUUUUCAAUAGCACAUGCACUACUGUAAGUCACCUGUAAUUUUGAGAAAAUCCUAACACUGCUCUGGCUUGCUUACCAGCAGUCAUAUCCUUGGCAGUAUCUACCUUGAAUAUUUCUAGCAUGAUAAGGCAAAAGAGAUGACUGUUUGAAGAAGUUUCUGUUGCCUCAUACUCAACACACAGAAUUUCUGCAAGUCUUAAAUAGCUACACUAGACUAAAUUGGAACAAAAGAUCCCUACUUAGUUUCUAGACUUUUUAAAAUUACUGCUUUUGUAUUUUACAAGCUAUCACAGUCUCAAUAAAUUAGUGUUCCGUAAAAUGACAAAGCCCUUCCAUCUAGAGUCAGUAUGUACAUAAUCUUCCCUCUGAACUGUGCUGGAAGCUUAACGGGCUGAGAAUUAAAAAUAAACUUUUUUUUUCUCCAGUAAAUUUCUAGUAAUAGUAACCUCUUUUCUAUGACUUACACAUUCAAACAGCUUUUAUCUAAAACUAACCCAAAUGUA